AUUACAACUGAAAAAAAGAGAAUACUAAAAAAGAAAAACAUUUGGAGAAGAAGACGAUGAUAUAAGAGAGUGGUGUGGUUUUGAAGGUUUAAUGCAUUGUUUGUAUCAUCGUCGAACAUGGAUUCCAUUAACACUUGCUGUGACCAGUGGAAGAACAAAUACUUGAAAGCUCAAGAAUCGCGUAAUGCUCUUCGUCAAGCUGUCAAGUUUCUCGAACAAAAAAUCAAUGAAAUUCAAUCCCACAACAACAACAACAACAACAACAAUGUGUGUGCUGUAAAAAUUGAAUCUGGUGAAAAAUUGGAAGAACUUAAUGUUGGGGUGCCCGCGGAGAAAAAUGAAUUCUGUAGCUUCAAAUCUCGGAUUGUUCCAUCUGUUCAUCGAGGAUGUGAUGGGGGUACUCGGGAUGGGGACGAAAAUGAGAAGGUAUUAUAUUUUCAAGCUUGUAUAGCUGAGAAGGAUAAGGAAAUAUGUAGUUUGAAGGAGCUUCUGGAGACUGAAAAGAGAAGGGUUGACUCUAAGAGGAAAAGAGCUGCGGAAACUUGGAAGUUGCUGGAACAAGAAAAGAAUAAGGGGGCGCAGAUUGCAAGAAUUACAGCAGAGAAGGCUGAGGGGUAUAGGGUUCAUAUUGAUCAAUUGGAGAAACAAUGGAAAACCAAAUACUUGAAAGCUCAAGAGUCACGUAAUGCUCUUCGCCAAGCUGUCAAGUUUCUUGAACACAAAGUCAAUGAAACUGAAGCCCGCAACAACAAUGUAUGUGUUGUCAACAUUGAAACAUCUGUAGAGAAUAAUGAACUCUGUAGCUUCAAGCCUCGGAUUGUUACGUCUUUUCAUCGGGGAUGUGAUGGGAAUGUUCGUGAUGGGGACGAGAAUGAGAAGGUAUUAGGUGUACAAGCUUGUAUAGCUGAGAAGGACAAGGAAAUCUGUAGACUGAAGGAGCUUUUGCAGAUUGAAAAGAGAAGGGUUGAUUCUAAGAGGAAGAAAGCUGCCGAAACUUGGAAGUUACUGGAACAAGAAAAGAAUAAGGGGGCGCAGAUUGAAAGAAUUAAAGCGGAGAAGGCUGAGGGGUAUAGGGUUCAUAUUGGUCAAUUGGAGAAACAAGUUAGUGAAGCUAAACAGAAAUUGAAAUCCGAGAUGUCUGCAUUCAAAGCUGCCACCAGAAGGUAUGAAUGUAAAAAGCGCAUGAUAUUAGCAGAGAAAAGAAAAGCCGAGUUAGGGAUGGUAAAAGCUAAUCAAAAGUUGGAGGAGGUUGAAAAGCACAAAGCCAUUGAGAUGGUUAAAUUAGAGCAGCAGAAAGCGCUUGCAGAAGAUAACUGGAACAAGUUCUUGAAAGAGAAAUGUCGCGCUGAUCAGAUGUCUCAGCAGCUAGAAGAGGAUAAGAGGACAAUUGAGGAUUUGAAGAGGAAGAUGCAUGAGCUCUCAUCCCUGGGAAAACACACCGUAAUGGAUGCUGAUAUCAGUGUGAAAGCUCAAAGUAGUCAAUGUUCUAAAGUGAACCAUUUGAAUAACAAUCUGACGGUCGAAGCAAAGUAUACCAAGCAAAAAUAUAAGUUUGAAGCAAGUUGUUACAGUAUUUUAGGACACAAAUUAGGUAGUCUAAAGAUUGGUUUGGUUCAGCUUCUACAACGCUUUGAUGUACUAGAUGCGUCCUUUUUUCCUGUUUCAGGAAGCACACGUGACCAAACAAAGAAGUUUUUCGACGUGGAUAAUGUUGGUUUGGUGGUGACUGUUUUGAAGUCUCUAGUUAUGUUGCUUGAGGAUGAGAGCCUAUCUGAUGUUACUGCUCCUUGUCUUCCUUCAAUAAAUCAGCCACAUAAUGAAUUUUGCACAAGUGCUAGUUGCCCGUUCUUAGAAGGCACUGAAUCCAUUAAUGCAAUUGCAUGCUUGCUCUUAGAAGAGAUAAAGAACUGUUGGCCUCAAGGGAUGAAACAAGUUGAUUUGUCAGAUUCUGGAUUAAUGCCAGGCAAUGAUAAUGUUGGACAAUGGUCUAAUUGGGAAGCGGAUCAAUGUGCCACUAACAAGAAUAAUGUUGUGUCUGGUUGUUUGAAAAAGUGCUUGGUUUCUGAUACUCGACCACAUGCUCUUAAGAAUGCCAUCCUCUGUCACCUUAGUGAUAUGUUGUCAUUGGUGGAACUGGUAGCAAACAAAAUGAGCUGGCACUGGACUAAUGCCAGACUUGUUCCUCAGCUGCUAAAUAUGCUUGAUACAUGUGUAGAGGAGAAAAUUGCUGUUGCUAUUAGUGUACUUCUCGGUCAACUUGGGAGGAUUGGAGUUGAUAGUGGUGGAUAUGAAGAUCGAGGAGUCGAGAACAUGAGAUGUAAUUUGUAUGCUUAUUUAUGCCGCAUCUCUUCCAUGAAAGCAGGCUUUUCUCUUCAAAUUGCAACUGCUAAUACUCUAUUUCUCCUUCUCCCUCAUGGUUUUGAAACCCUUUUCCAUACUAACAUCAGUCUUUCAGCAUAUUCUAAGUCUGUUUCGGACAGCGUUGAAACUUUGAGAAUGUGGUUCUUUGGGCUGGGUAAAGAUCAACAAAUUUUGCUAUCUGGUAUUUUAACACAAACUGAUGUAUAUAACAAGAGAAAUUUGUCUGUACUUUCACAUUUAAAAUAAGAUUCCCAAGUCGAUGAUUCAUUUUCAUUGUUCUUAGGAAAAUUUCGUAGAUCAACCGAUUACUUGGAAAUUAGUUGAAGUUGGUUCAAUCGGCUUUUAAGCCUUCAAUUUGGCUUACAUACUGCUUUUGUGCUUCUUACCUUUGCACGUAACUUUUUUUCCUUCUCUUGGGUUGCAAACUUGUAAAAAAGAAAUGCUAUAUUUAAUUUAUCCGAGUAAAAGGUGUCUAGUCUAACAAUAUCGAUGUUGUCAGUUGUGCUAGGUUUUAAGGAAGAAAUGUUAUAUCUGUUAUUCAA
This is a messenger RNA of Trifolium pratense (red clover), 2903 nucleotides long. Its product is annotated as calponin homology domain-containing protein DDB_G0272472-like. The transcript is spliced from 8 exons. The coding region runs from base 118 to 2607 and encodes 829 amino acids. Lineage: Eukaryota; Viridiplantae; Streptophyta; Magnoliopsida; Fabales; Fabaceae. The record is from RefSeq and is a predicted model, not a curated record.